UAUGCAUAUGCACAAAUUGUACCUUAGGUGAUCCCCAUCAUCUAGGGAACAGUAUAAAAACUCUCCCAGUCCAGGGCUCUUCAUUCCACUUUGCGUGCUUUAUUCUCCCCCGUGAAGAGGACCUCCAUCCCUACAAGAUGUCCUGCUAUGAUCUGUGCCCCACCUACAACAGUGGCAUCAGCUGCCCCCAGCCCAUCGCUGACAGCUGCAAUGAGCCCUGUUUCCGGCAGUGCCCUGACUCAACGACUGUGAUCCAGCCACCCCCUGUUGUCGUCACCUUCCCCGGCCCCAUCCUCAGCUCCUUCCCCCAGGAUUCAGUUGUGGGAUCCUCCGGAGCACCCGUCUUUGGGGGUUAUGGGGGCUCCCUAGGCUUUGGGGGCUCUUCCCUGGGCUAUGGGGGUCUGUAUGGCUCUGGGGGCUCUUCCCUGGGCUAUGGGGGUCUGUAUGGCUUUGGGGGCUCCUCUCUGGGCUAUGGGGGCUUGUCUGGCUAUGGAGGCUCCUCCCUGGGUUACAGGGGCCUGUCUGGCUAUGGUAGAUCCUUCGGUUCUGGCUAUUGCAGCCCUUACACCUACCGGUACAACAGAUACCGCCGUGGAAGCUGUGGGCCCUGCUAAACACAACAAGAAAAUCCACUGAAUAAAGUACCUGUGAAAAACAAAAUGCAUAUUUGCCCGCAAGUAGAGGAAUGUCAGCUUUGUGCAAGCACUUGUAAAUCCUGUUCAGUGCUUUGCCUUCUGCAGGCUCCAACCUCUCCUUUUUUCCUUUGAAUUCUUCUCUGAUAUCUUCAUGGGUUCAGUUCCUUGUUAUCUUCUAUGUUAUCAUACUGGUGUCUGAAUGCAGUGAGACAUGUAACUUGGUGUCUUUCAAAAUGCAUUUGACUCUGACAUCUUGGAUAUACAUUCUUGAUAUUGUGAUAAGUUUGUUCUUUUAAUUCUCAUUAAAAUUCCAUUGCAUCAUUUAAAAUAA
This is a messenger RNA of Cygnus olor (mute swan), 966 nucleotides long. RefSeq names its product scale keratin-like. The record is from RefSeq and is a predicted model, not a curated record. Gene Ontology annotation, molecular function: structural constituent of cytoskeleton. Gene Ontology annotation, cellular component: intermediate filament. Bases 138 to 614 code for a protein of 158 amino acids. The transcript has 2 exons. NCBI's taxonomy places the organism in Eukaryota, Metazoa, Chordata, Aves, Anseriformes, Anatidae.